Molecule: messenger RNA, 464 nt
Organism: Anthonomus grandis grandis
Lineage: Eukaryota; Metazoa; Arthropoda; Insecta; Coleoptera; Curculionidae
Product: odorant receptor 49b-like
Exons: 4
Coding region: 111-464 (117 amino acids)
Biological process (GO): detection of chemical stimulus involved in sensory perception of smell; sensory perception of smell
Cellular component (GO): plasma membrane
Molecular function (GO): odorant binding; olfactory receptor activity
Source: RefSeq, a predicted model, not a curated record
GCUAUAUUGGUGGACAGUAUAAUGAUGAAUUAGUUACCAGAGCUACGUUACGUGAAUUAUGUGUUAAACAUCAGUCUGUUAUCAGUUUCGUUGACGAUUUUAAUCUUGCAAUGAACUAUAUUAUAAUGAUAGAAUUUAUUCUUAAUUCAAUUAGCAUUGCUGCCUUUACGUUACGUCUUCUAAUGAUGCAAGAAUCCAUUGACAUAAAAAUAUUCUUGAUCACUGUAUGUUGCACACAAAUAGUCUAUUUAUUUUUAAUAGCUUGGCAUGCUAAUGAAUUGAAAGUACAGAGCGUUAUGAUAUCUGAUGCAUUAUUCGAGAGCGAGUGGUAUGAAAAAUCAACCAGUGCUAAAAAAACAAUAGCCAUUAUAAUGACAAGAUCGCAAAAACCGUUGACAAUAUUUGUCGGGCCAUUCUUUCCUAUGACAAUUGAUACCGCCAUUGCUGUAAGGAAUGUGUUAUAA